AUGCAACGAGAAACGAACAGUACACCAUGGGGAUUUCGAAUGCAAGGUGGAAAAGAUUUCGGUUGUCCGUUACAAAUUCAAAAGAUCAAUCCCAACAGUUUAGCUGAACGUUGUGGAAUGCAACCGAAUGAUUACAUUGUAAAAAUCGGUCAAACAUCUACCGAAGAACUUAAACAUCCAGAUGCACAAGAAUUAAUUAAAAAUCAAAAUAAUACGCUUGAAUUAACUCUACAACGAGGUGCUCCACCCGACAGUAACGACUACAACAGCCAUGUUGAUUUUCCACCUCAUCAACUCAUGCAAUCAACAUCCAAUAAUCCUCCAUUAAAAUCUCAAUAUCAACCACGGACAUCGAAUCCGACACCACAGGUUGCAAUGCCAAUCUCGAACAAUCGUGCCAUCUUAAGCCAAUCUCAUAAUACACCAAUUGGAUUAUACUCAGCUGAAAAUGUAACCGAUACAAUUACCCAUACGCUUCGGAGUUCUCCAGUUCCUUUGCCUCAGAAUAAUAAUCGUAAAGCGUCGAAUACGCUCAUGUCUAGCGAUGUCGAAGAUCUGCAACAAAAAUAUUUAAGUAUGGAUUUACAAACAAACAAAAACGAAUCAAGGCAAGGACCUGCAUUUCGAGCACUUGUACGAGGACUUAAUGAAGCAGAUGAUACACCCGAUGCGUCAUCAACAAAAUCAAAUGCGAAUCAUCAACAGAUAACUAGUACAUCAACAAUCAAAGGUUUUCGCUAUACGUCUAAUCCUUUGAAUAUGGCACCCGAAUAUAAAGUCGAAGCACCAAAAAACUACAAUGAGUUUAAGGCAACAACUGCUCGAUCAAUGCCCAAACCAGCAUCGGCAUCUUCUCCUUACGAUUACUCACAAAAGCAACAAUCACGUCCAGCACCAUACAUGGUAUCCCCAGCUCCACCACAGCCACCGCCCACACAGCCAAAACUGAGUGCGGCUGGUAAACCCUCAUUCAAUAUAAAUGUGCAAGGCACACCAGGCUCAACGAAUCGUGUCUUUUUGAAAGGUAACAAAGGUAGUGCAUCAUUGAAUCCAAACGAUAAUAACACUCAAACACCCGUCUGUCAUGCGUGUGGAGCAACGAUCAGAGGACCGUAUAUCGCAGCUAUUGGUCAUUGCUAUUGUGUGAACCAUUUUACUUGUUCCAAUUGUUCAACAAACCUCAUUGACUGUGGUUUUGUCGAAGAGAAUGGAAAAUUGUAUUGUGAACGCGAUUUCGAACAGUUUCUUGCACCUCAUUGUGCAAAAUGCUCACAAUCGAUACUGAAAGAAUGUGUUCAUGCACUUGAAAAAACUUGGCAUCCCGAAUGUUUUACAUGUACAGCAUGUAAAAAAUCUAUUGGUACUGGCUCCUUUCAUGUUGAAGAUGGCGAUCCUUACUGUCUCGAAGAUUAUCGCCGCAUGUUUCAAGCGAAAUGUACCAGUUGCGAUUUUCCUAUCGAACCUGGUGAUAAAUAUCUCGAAGCACUAGGUGGCACAUAUCAUGUCGAAUGUUUCACUUGUUCGAUGUGUCAAGUGAGUUUAAAUGGUCAACCAUUCGUUGUGAAAAACGAUCGACCUUAUUGCCGUUUGCAUGGACGUUAA
This is a messenger RNA of Adineta ricciae, 1602 nucleotides long. The record is from the annotation of a GenBank genome assembly. NCBI's taxonomy places the organism in Eukaryota, Metazoa, Rotifera, Eurotatoria, Adinetida, Adinetidae.